Molecule: messenger RNA, 2359 nt
Organism: Marasmius oreades (fairy-ring Marasmius)
Lineage: Eukaryota; Fungi; Basidiomycota; Agaricomycetes; Agaricales; Marasmiaceae
Exons: 11
Coding region: 60-2171 (703 amino acids)
Biological process (GO): ribosomal large subunit biogenesis
Cellular component (GO): Noc2p-Noc3p complex; nucleolus; nucleoplasm
Source: RefSeq, a predicted model, not a curated record
CUCAUCGACGCUGUACUUCUUCCACUCUCUUGUCCCUGCAUUGCCAUUAACGCUUCAUAAUGGGGAAAACGGCCAAAAAAUCAAUGAAGAAGUUUGCCUCGAGUGGUCAACUCAAAAAGACCAUCGAAGCGCGAAAAAAACAUCAACAAAUCAAGAAAAAAAUGCAAAGCCGGAGGGGGAACAAAGGUCGGCCUGCUGCAGCUAAAUCAGAAGAAAUAGAGGAAGAUGAGGAUGAAGAGGUGAAAGGAAAGGUGAGUGUAAAAAGUAAGAAGGGGAUGACUGUGGAUGGACUUUUGAGUGGCGCAUUCAUGGAAGAAAGCGAUGAAGACAUGGAAGGCGAAGACGAAGCUGAAAGUCUUAAUGAAGAUGAAGACAACGAAGAUGAUUUCGACGACAACGCGUCUUUUGGGUCUGUAGAUAAUCUAGAGGACGACGAAGGACAGAACCAUCUAAUGGAACUUUCAACACUAGCAGAGAAAGACCCGGAAUUUUACAAGUAUCUGCAAGAGAAUGACCGAGAGCUGUUGGAUUUCGAUCCGAAUUCUAUGCAGGUAGCGGACGACGGGGAUGAAGAAGCAGAAGAAGUGGACGAAGACACCAAAAUGGCGGGUGAGCGAUUGCCGCCCCUCACGAGUGACACCUUGCGGCAAUGGCAGAAGGCUCUAUUGGAACAGAGGUCGUUGAGAGCUUUGCGGAAACUGUUGAUUGCAUUCAGAUCUGCCGCACACAUGAAUGAGGAGGAUCAGGUUUUGGCAUGGAGUAUAGAGAGCUCCUCUAUUUACAACAAGCUACUUAGGACCACUUUCAAGUACACCCCGAUUGUUCUCGAACAUCAUGUUCCAUUUAAAGUCCUCUCUCAUGGCAAGUUCAAACCACCGACCCAGACUCCCAAGUUUCAAGCCCUCCAAAAGUUGAUUUUGUCCUACUUCCACAACAUCAUACAUUUAUUAGAACAACUCACCGAUAAUGACAUGACGCAGUUAGCUCUCUCCGAGAGCGCAAAGAUACUACCGUAUGUUAUUAGUAGUCGGAAGACUGUCAAGCUAUAUCUGAAGAAAUGUCUCGAGAUUUGGUCGACAGCAGAAGAUAGCACCCGAAUAGCGGCCUUCCUUGCUAUUCGAAAACUUGCAUCGGCAACAGACCAGUCAAUUUUUGACAACGUACUGAAAGGUACAUAUAUGACCUUGGUGCGGUCAUCUAAAUCUACUAGUACACACACCUUAUCAUCCAUCAAUCUCAUGAAAAAUUCGGCGUCCGAAAUCUUCUGUUUGGACCCAGUUGCGGCAUAUCAACAUGCCUUUGGAUACAUCCGCCAGCUAGCUAUACAUCUCAGGAACAGUAUGAAAGUAAAGACCAAGGAAGCUUACCGUCAGGUGUACAACUGGCAAUACAUCCAUUCCCUCGAUUUCUGGUCCAUCGUGCUUGCACGAGCAUGUGAUGCGAAAACUGAGGCGAAAUGCGGUACACCGAGCGAACUGAAACCACUGAUUUAUCCCCUGGUUCAAGUCAGCCUUGGAUCAAUCAAAUUGAUCACAAACAGCCGAUCGUAUCCUUUUCACCUUCAUGUCAUCCGGUCGUUGCUUCAUCUAACCCGUCAUACACAAACCUACAUCCCGAUCGCACCCUAUCUUCUUCCGGUGCUGACUUCCACUCUCACGUCAACUUCGAAACCUAAAUCCUCCACCCUCCGACCGCUGGACUUUGAGGUCCAAAUCCGGACUCCACAACAGUAUUUGAAGACGCGCGUAUACUCUGAAGGGUUGAUCGAGGAAGCUUCAUAUCUCCUCUCUGAAUGGCUCGCGGUGGAUACGGUUCAAGGAAGCAUCGGCUUUCCGGAGAUUACGGUCCCUAUAAUUGUGGUCUUGAAAAAAGCCAUGAAGAACGCUAAAUCCCGUGGGUCCUCCGGCGGGGGUGUCGGACAUAUCAAAACCUUACUUGAGCGGGUGGAAGAGAGUUCGAGAUGGGCGGAGCAGAAGAGAAAAGGUGUUCAAUUGGCACCAGGGAAGAUUGCUGAUGUCCAGGAGUAUGAACAGGGAUUGAGAGACAAGGUCGGCGAGUCCCCGUUGGCAAAGUAUGUCAAAGUCCAACGCAAGGCAAGGGAAAAGAAGCGUAAGAUGAUGGAGAAUGCACGACAAGGCCAUAACGAAACAUUGGAGGAGACCGAGGACUAGACUUCUUAAACCUCUUUGAUGUUUGCCAAUAGUCGUUUUAGUUCCCACCUGCGAGACAUCCGCGGUCAUUCAUCUGCAUCGUCAUCAUGAUCAAGCCGUGACUUUGCUUUUACCUGUGGGAUGAAGAACGGCUAAGUUCUGUAUUCGUAAAUAGCUUGCCGACCUUGAAUAGACUCCUUCGCGUGUUC